Molecule: messenger RNA, 2241 nt
Organism: Austrofundulus limnaeus
Lineage: Eukaryota; Metazoa; Chordata; Actinopteri; Cyprinodontiformes; Rivulidae
Gene: arpc1a
Product: actin related protein 2/3 complex, subunit 1A
Exons: 11
Coding region: 324-1436 (370 amino acids)
Biological process (GO): Arp2/3 complex-mediated actin nucleation
Cellular component (GO): Arp2/3 protein complex; actin cytoskeleton
Molecular function (GO): actin filament binding
Source: RefSeq, a predicted model, not a curated record
GUAGAGACGUCGCCGUGAACGGGGUUAUUCAGUUGAAUGUAAGAGCUUAGCGUGAUGAUGCUAAGCUAACUGUCAGCCAGGUUAUCCGCGGGUUUUGCUGCCGAACUUAGCCACCGGAUGCUCCCGGUCACAUCUUACUGGCCGUCUUGACAUUCCUUCAACAUUCCUGGACGAAUUCGUGUCGACUGACCAGAGUCCGCGAAUUCAAGUCCACUCCUGAUCUAUAACCUCUUCCCCCCCCCCGACAGUGUCUUAGCUCGCCGGCUAACCCGGAGAACCGGACUGACGAGAAGAGUUACACUUAAGGACCACACCCAGGCAAGAUGUCCCUUCAUCAGUUUCUGUUGGAACCUAUCACCUGCCAUGCUUGGAAUCGUGACAGGACACAGAUUGCCAUUAGUCCUAACAACCAUGAAGUUCAUAUCUACAAGAAGAGUGGCAACCAGUGGGUGAAAACCCAUGAACUGAAGGAGCACAAUGGUCACAUAACAGGUAUUGACUGGGCUCCCAAAAGUGACCGUAUAGUGACGUGUGGAGCAGACCGAAAUGCCUAUGUGUGGUCUCAGAAAGAAGGAGUGUGGAAGCCCACACUGGUCAUCCUCAGGAUCAACCGAGCGGCCACCUUUGUCAAGUGGUCACCACUAGAGAACAAGUUUGCUGUUGGCAGUGGAGCUCGACUUAUCUCUGUCUGCUACUUUGAGUCUGAGAAUGAUUGGUGGGUGAGUAAGCACAUAAAGAAGCCAAUCCGCUCCACCAUCCUCAGUCUAGACUGGCAUCCCAACAAURUCCUCCUGGCAGCUGGUUCAUGUGACUUUAAAUGCAGGGUUUUCUCAGCCUACAUUAAGGAGGUGGAGGAGAAACCAGGCCCCACACCCUGGGGCAGCAAGAUGCCAUUUGGGGCCGUGCUAGCAGAAUUUGGGGGAGCAGGGGGAGGGGGAUGGGUUCACUCUGUUUCUUUCUCAGCCUCUGGGAACCGUCUGGCCUGGGUCAGCCAUGACAGCACUGUUACUGUGGUAGACAGCUCCAAGACUGCCAGUCCCUCACAGCUAAAGACAGAGUUCCUUCCUCUCCUCAGCGUCAUUUUCAUCUCAGAGAACAGUCUAGUAGCAGCAGGCCACGACUGUUGCCCUAUGCUGUUCCGUUGUGACGAUGGUGGAACAAUGACRUUUGUGUCGAAGCUCGACCUCCCCAAGCAGAGCAUCCAGAGGAACAUGUCGGCUAUGGAGCGCUUCAGGAACAUGGACAAGAGAGCCACCACCGAGGACCGCAACACAACCCUGGAAACACUGCACCAGAACAGCAUCACCCAAGUGUCUAUCUAUGAAGGGGACAAAAGGGAUUGUCGCAAGUUCUGCACCACAGGCAUAGAUGGAGCGAUGACCAUUUGGGACUUCAAGAGCCUAGAAGCUUCUAUCCGGGGUCUGCCCAUCAUGUGAAGACUUUAUAUGAAUGAAUGAAGAGACACUGCGAGCUCCCUUUUCCCUCUCGCUCACUCCCCCCACCCCCCUCUCUAUCUCAGCCUCUCCACCCGUGUGACGCAGCCAGUAACGUACAUAACUGACCACCUUAUUGAGUGUCUGCUAAAGCACUGAUCAGACCAUAUAUACACUCGUGUGAGUGUGUACUUACAUGCUCACAAUUACACACACACACACUCUCAAAACACAAACACUAAACACACUAAGCUGACGUGUGAGAUCACUGAUUAUAUAUAUUUUUUGUUUGCUUUUAAAUGAAGAUUAACCAGGUGUAAAGUGGGAUGGUUUUCUGACACGUAAUAAACGUGAUGUGAAGUGUGUGUUUUUAUGUUCUCUAACCUCCAGUACCAAAAGCGAAACACUAAACGGUGCGUUUUAUCCAAAAAUCAGACUGUAUUUCACCUCGGAGCAACCAUGACAUGAUAUUUCAAUAUAGGUGUUGAGUACUGUACGUUCGGUGAUGGGAUCUGUUUUCUCACUGGAGGAUGGUAUCUCUUUCAGUUGGUGAAAUUAGUUUUUUUUUUUUUUGGUUUAAGACCUGGGCUCAUGAAUAUUCUGAGUACAUGUUGAUGGUUUUCUGUUAAAACCUGUACAGAAUCUGACGGUGAAAAGAAGGAAGAGGCUGUUUCAACUGUGUGUGGAGUCAUGGCUGGCCAGCAUUGGGCUCUGUAGCUGAAACACUAGAAACACACACGAUGGAGGAUUUCUAUGUAACUGAUCAUGAGUUAGACAUGAAAUAAAGAUGAAGAACAUUUACACAACA